GUGUAGGUGUUUUUUUUUUAACCGCGUAGUGUAGUGUGGUUAACUCUCUUUUUCUCCAUCCGAAGAGCCGAAGAGGAGAAGCUCCACCUCAAGAAUCUCACCAUCAGAGUGUUAAAAAACCAUUUUGCGGAAUGGGGAAGAACGGUGAAUCAUGAUAUAGGAAUUAGAUUGAUCUCUUGAUCUCUCUCCUUCUGUCACUCACUCACCUACCCGAGAGAGAGGAGAGGAGAGAGAUAUUUUGAGAUAGAUAUUUUGAGAUUUGAGCGAGAGAUAUUUUGAGAUUUGAGGAACCCCUUUGUAUAAUUCCUUCCGCUCGUCUCAUUGCAUAAAUAGAGACAUGGAGAGAGCAAUAGACAGACAGACAGACAGACAGACAGAUCGAUCUAUCGUCGGAUCCUACUCGGGCGCUGUUCUUUGAUUUAGUACUGCCACCAUCCAACAAUCAUAUACAAACAAGCAUACAGUUUUGAAAAAUAAAUAAAUAAUUCCAUUCAUUUAUUCCUAGAAUAUUUGAGGAAGUCGAUCCAUCUGUCGGAUUCCCACAAAAAAGAAGGGCAUAGUACGGCGGUUAUAACUGGGUUGUGCUGGUGGUAGUGAAGAAAUGGGAUCGAGCAAUAACAAUUAUAGUAGUAGUUGUAGUAAGGAUAGGAAUAGUAAUAGCAAUAAUAAAACGAAGGGGGUGAAGAUGAGGAAGGUAGUGCUGGGGUUAGGGUUCUGGGUGCAGGGGCUGAGGUGCUUACCCUGGAUGGCGGUGAACUUCUUCCUCAAGGAUGGUCUAAAGGUGGACCCCUCCACCCUCCAGCUCCUCCAGAACUCGGCAAACCUCCCAAUGGUCGCCAAACCCAUCUAUGGCCUCCUCUCCGACUCUGUUUAUAUCGCCGGCCAACACCGCCUCCCCUACAUUGCCAUUGGAGCUUUCUUACAAGCACUGUCCUGGAUUGCCAUUGCUUGUUAUUCUCCAUCGGAUCUCUCAUUCUUUAUGAUCACCCUAUAUCUCCUCCUUGGUAACCUUGGUGCUUCAAUUGUUGAGGUUGCAAAUGAUGCCAUUGUGGCAGAGGUUGGGAAACAGUCCAAGAACUCACAGUCACCUUCACAAGGUGAGCUGCAGUCCUUUGGUUGGAUGGCCUCCUCCAUUGGUGGAGUCCUAGGAAGUCUGCUUGCUGGUAUUGCCAUUAACCAAUUCUCUCCCCAAGCAAUGUUCUUUUUGUAUGGAAUUAUCCUUGCUAUUCAGUUUUUUGUAACAAUUUCCAUUCAUGAAAGUUCCCUCAACCUCCCCAAGACUUCCUUAAUCGGUAUCAGAAAGCAAAUUUCAGAGCUGCUAGUUGCACUGCAGAAACCUGAAAUGGCGUACUCAAUAACCUGGUUUGCAGCAUCUUAUGCCAUAAUUCCAGCCUUAACAGGAACCAUGUUCUUCUAUCAGACACAGUAUUUGGAGAUUGAAUCUUCUGUGUUGGGGAUCUCUAAAGUGAUUGGGCAAGCAGCAAUGUUUCUAUGGGGUGUCACAUAUAAUAGACAUCUCAAGUCCGUUCCACCGAAGAAACUGAUCUCAGUCAUUCAAUCUAUUAUGGCAGUUUUCAUGCUUUCGGAUGUGUUGUUUGUGAAAGGAUUAUAUCGAAGUAUGGGGAUUCCAGACUCACUAUAUGUUUUGGUCUUCUCAGGCUUCCUAGAAGUUCUGUGUUUCUUUAAGAUUCUACCGUUUAGCAUUCUAGUGGCACAGCUUUGCCCUCCAGGCUGUGAGGGAUCUCUGAUGGCAUUUCUCAUGUCUUCUAUUGCUCUUGCGUUUAUAGUGAGCGGAUACCUUGGUGUUGCACUUGCAUCAUAUGUUGGGGUGACAGGGAAUGAUUUCUCUGGCCUGUCAAGUGGCCUUCUUAUACAGGCAGCAUGCACGCUCUUGCCACUUUAUUGGUCGUCGUGCAUGCCGGACGAGCCUAAAACCAAAAGGAAAGAGCAGUGAGCACGGCAAAAGCUGCAGUUACUAUAUGUUUUAGUACGUUGUUGGAUGUGGUCUCUAUUGGUAUUGCUAAAAUAUCUCUUGUUCUUUCAAAUUUUGGUUGUUUCAUUUAAGUGUGUCCAGCUGAGGUAUGAUUGUUCUCUUUUUUGGUGGGUCCUUGCGAGCAUCUGCAGCUUUAUUGCUUUGCAACUCUACAAAUCAUUAUAUGGGAGUUUUUGGGUGUUUCAAUGUGAUCACGCUCUUCUUGUUC
Molecule: messenger RNA, 2201 nt
Organism: Rhododendron vialii
Lineage: Eukaryota; Viridiplantae; Streptophyta; Magnoliopsida; Ericales; Ericaceae
Product: probable folate-biopterin transporter 7
Exons: 2
Coding region: 602-1954 (450 amino acids)
Cellular component (GO): membrane
Source: RefSeq, a predicted model, not a curated record